AUGGCGACGACGGUCAAGGGGAGUCGGCCUGCGGGUAAAAAGGGCAGCGGGGCAAAGAAGGCGGGGUAUGAAAAGGUCAAAUAUCUGGGUGAGGGACAGUUUGGGACUGUCUACCUGGAGCGUGAUUCGCAGACGGGUCAACUCUACGCCAUCAAGCGGAUUCGCCUGGGUGAUAAAAGCAUGGCCAAAGAAGGGCUUAAUCAGUCGGCCUUUCGUGAAAUCAUGUUCUUGCGCGAAGUCCAUCACCCAAACAUCAUUGACCUACACGAUGUGUUUUUGAAAAAGGGCAAUUUGCACCUUGUCCUAGAGCUCGCUUCAACAGACCUCGAGAAACUCAUCCGCAACAAGCGGCUCGACUUUGCGCCCGGCGACGUCAAAUCCCUGCUUUUGCAAACCUACCAAGCCUUAGAUUAUCUACAUGCUCGCUGGAUUCUGCACCGCGACCUCAAACCCAACAACAUCUUGAUCACGACCGGUGGUCAGGUCAAGCUCACCGACUUUGGGCUUGCUUGCACCUUUGGCUCGCCCUCACGGGAAAUGACCACCCAAGUUGUGACCAUCUUUUAUCGAGCCCCUGAGCUGCUGCUUGGCGCCCGUCACUACGGCGUUGGCGUGGACAUCUGGGCCAUGGCCUGCAUUCACAUGGAGCUUGAACUGCGAACACCCAUCUUGCCCGGCGACGGUCCUUUUGAUCAACUGGACAAAAUCAUGGCCUUUCUAUCCAGCUUUGGCCACGCAUUUGCCCAACCGAACUAUCGCGAGCUCUCCAGUUCUUGGGAAUUCAAGCCACGGGACCCCACCCCGAUUCGGGCGCUGCUACCAGCCGUCUCAGAUGCUGCCAUUGAUCUCCUGGAGAAGCAGUUUACCUACGAUCCUCUGAAGCGACCCACGGCCCGGGAGACUCUUAUGCACCCCUAUUUUUCAGAAGCACCCGGGCCCACGCCGCCAGAUCAGCUGCCCCUCGCGCUGCAUAGCAGUUACAACAGCAAAUUGCACAAGACAUGA
Molecule: messenger RNA, 1005 nt
Organism: Monosiga brevicollis MX1
Lineage: Eukaryota; Choanoflagellata; Craspedida; Salpingoecidae
Gene: Cdk7
Exons: 13
Coding region: 1-1005 (334 amino acids)
Biological process (GO): protein phosphorylation; positive regulation of transcription by RNA polymerase II
Cellular component (GO): transcription factor TFIIH holo complex; cytoplasm; transcription factor TFIIK complex
Molecular function (GO): RNA polymerase II CTD heptapeptide repeat kinase activity; ATP binding; cyclin-dependent protein serine/threonine kinase activity
Source: RefSeq, a predicted model, not a curated record